Molecule: messenger RNA, 3573 nt
Organism: Prorocentrum cordatum
Lineage: Eukaryota; Dinophyceae; Prorocentrales; Prorocentraceae
Source: the annotation of a GenBank genome assembly
GCAGGGGGUGACGGAGUUGGAAGUGCAAUCGAGUUCGAGGGUGACGCCGAGGAGCGCCACGAGUCUCAGCCUGCCCCUGUUCGGGCUCGACGCGGGCCGAUGGAGCCUACUCAGGCAGAGCUCGAGCAACGCGAAGCGGCAGGUCACGCCCCCUUCCGGGACUGGUGCUACUUCUGCAUGGCUGGGCGCGGCCGUGCUGAUGGCCACCCAGCGGGCGCCCCUGGGAGAGCGCAUGCGAUACCUACGUUCGCGGUGGACUACGGGUACCUCGCGAAGCGGGAGGAGGUGGGGCCAGGCCAGUCAGCGCCCGCCAUCCUCGCCGCAUCGACUCAGCCAGUUCUCGCGUCAGCGCUGCAUGACGUCCUCCAGCCCAAGGGCACCCAGCACGAGUGCAACGUGGCCCGCGCCUUCAGUCAGGUGGAGGCGACCGGCCACCCGAAGAUCAUCUACAAGUCUGAUGGUGAAGGCGCCUUGGUGGCGCUCAAGCGAGAGGCGACGAUCCGCCUCAGGAACGCGAAGAUCGAGGUCGUGCCAGGGCAGGCGCCUGCCUACGACAGCGUUAGCAACGGCCUGGCGGAAGUGGCAGUCAGGGAGGUCAAGGGCGUCGCACGGUCUCCGAGGGUCGCCCUGUCCCUGCUGCAUGGCGCCGACAUCCCGAAUGACCAUCCAGUGUUGACCUGGCUGGUAGCCCACGCUGCAGGAUACAUCAACCGCGGCAGGAUCGGCGCCGAUGGCCGGACGCCGCACGAGAGGCACAAGGGCAUGGCCUUCCGCAAGGUGCUGCCGCCUUUCUGUGAGAAGACCGCGUUCCUCCCGAGUGCGAGGCGCGAGACCAAGUUCGAGGAGCGCUGGAAGAUCGGGGUCUUCCUGGGCGCCACCGAGAAGUCGAGCGAGAUGCUCGUUGGCAACGACCGCAGGAACGUUCGCAUCCCGACGGUCAUUGACGAGCCCCCCGUCGACCCCACUGUGCAGCAGCCGGGGGUCGUGCCAGAGCAGGUCCCGGCUGAACCUCGGAACGUCUACAUCCGCCGGAACGUGGAGCUGGCCAAGUCCGGUUUCACGGAUGGAUGCCAGGGCUGCCACGCGGCCCGCGCCAACGCAGCAGCGAAGGCCCACAGCCCGGAGCGCCGCGAGCGCAUCCAGCAGGCCACGGCGAACGACCCGGAGCUCGCGCCCAGCGUCCUCGGGGCAGCGGCUCGCCAGCUGGAGGCCGCUGACAGAGCGCCUGCGCGCCAAGAGGGCGCGGGCGCCGAGGCGCCCGCUCGCGCGGCCCGCGCGGCUGAGGCACCGAUGGAGAUCGAGCGACCUGGCCGACAGGCUGUCCCGCGUCGGGAUUCGCCUGCGGAGCUGCCGCAGGCAUCGAGGCGUCGCCUCGCGGCGCCAGGGAGCCCGGCACCCUGCGCGCCCGCGAUCAGCGGCGAGCAGCCGGGGACGCCAGCGCAGGCGCCGGCCACACUGCCGGCGCAGGCAGCUGGGCCGAGCGGGCUGCUGCAGGCGCCGCCUUGGGCUGGGGGCUCCAUGGACGCGGACUCGUUGGAGCUUUGCGCGCUGCUGGCGGCUUUCGGCGACUGGAGGGUGGCCGUCAGCGAGCAGCAUGGACCAGGGCGCUUCACGUCACGGUCGAGUGUUUUCGACCUCGAGCCCGGCACGGCCUACGACAUCAGGACUGGCUACGACUUCAGCCAGGAGGGCGACAGGCAGCGGGCGCAGGCCACGAUCGAGCUAGAGCAGCCGCUGCUGGUCACCGGCAGCCCGAUGCGCGCGCCGUGGUCGAACCUACAGGCCCUCGACGUGGUCCAGGGUGUGGACGUCAAUGCCAUCAUGGAGCGUGGCAUCGUCCACCUUGUCUUCUGCGCUGAGCGCUACAAGGAGCAGAUCAAGGCGGUCGCGCGCGGCCAGCUGGGUGCGCUGGGGGCCGGGCCGCACCUCGACGAGCCGCCGGUCUGGGACGCCUGUCCAGAGUACUACACAGAGAUCGUCGACAACAUCAGCGGGGCCGCCUUGGACCCCGAGCUUGCGGCAGCUGGCCGCAGGGAGGAGAUGGAGUUCCCGCGCGGCCUGGGCGCCUACGCGCACGACUCCAAGCAGCGCUGCCGCGAGCAAAUCGGGCGCGACCCGGCGCCCGUGGCCCGGGCGGACGUCAACAAGGGCGACGACCGCAAGCCCAACGUCCGCAACGGGCUGUGCGCGGCAGAGACACGUUACCGCACGAGCAUGGAUUUGGGGGACCCUUCGCAGACCUUCAGCGCGACACCCCCGCACGAGGCGCUCAGGAUGCUGAUCUCCUUCUGCUGCUCGCCAAGGAAUGCCGAGGAGGACCAGCAUGUCCUCAUGUUCCUGGACAUCACGAGGGCUCGCCCGCACUGCGAGAUGAAGCGGAAGCCGCGGGCGAAGCUGCCGCCGGAGGACCCCCGCUCAGCACACCCCGAUGCGCGUGGGUUGCUGGCCCGGUGCCUCUACGGCUGUCGCGACGCAGGCCAGAACUUCGAGUUGUUGGUUCGCGAGACGCUGGAGGGCAAGAUGGGCUUCUCUUGUGGCGUCUGGUGCCCCUGCAUCUACCGCAGAGGCGACGGCAAGCUCGCGGCCUACGUCUACGGCGACAACUUCGCGCUGGAGGGCUCCCGCCACGACAACCUGGAGUACUGCCGCGAGCUGCAGAAGCACAUGCGGGCCAAGCUCGAGGGCAUGUUGGGACCCAACAAAAGUGCUGGUGAUGUUAAGGAGGCUGCGUGCCUGAACCGCAUCUUCCGCUGGACCUCGAGAGGCGACGUCGAGCUCGAGGCGGGCUCUCGCCACGCGCGCGUCAUGUUGCAGCAGCUGGGCCUCUGGCGUGAGUCGAAUGCGCUCUCGACGGCAGGUGCGAAGCCCAAGAGUGCGGACCGUGGCAGGGCCCUGGAGGGCGGGGAGGCGACUCGCUAUCGCAGUCUGGUCAUGCCGGCCAGCUGCCUCAGCGAGGACCGCCCGGACAUCAAGUACGCCGUGAAGGAGGCGGCGAAGUGCGUGCGCGAGCCGUGUGAGCACGGCAUGGAGCUGGUCAAGAGUGACUUCGCGAGCUGCCUGGGGACCAGGAAGAGCACGAGCUGCGGCGUCUUCCAGCUAGGGGACCACAUGAUCAAGGUCUUCAGCGCGACGCAGGGCAGCGAGGCGCUCAGCUCUGGCGAAGCCGAUUGGCAUGCCCUGGUGCACACAGCGUCCUGUGGCGUCGGUCUGGUCUCGUUGGCACGCGACAUGGGCUAUGAGUUAGAGCUGUGCCUGGCUGGCGACGCGACAGCGGCCAGCGGGAUAGCUCACCGCCGUGGGGCGGGACGUAUCAGACACAUCGAGACGAAAACUCUGUGUUUCCAGCGCCAUGUGACCGAGCGCCGCGUCAUCAUCUCUAAGACGCUGGGCAAGGUCAACGUGGCAGACCUGGGCACCAAGCACCUGUCCCAGAAAGAGCUAGAUGAGAUGCUGGAGCUGCUGGGCUACUACGCGGCUACGGGCAAGUCUGGUCUCGCUCUCGCGGUCGCAGGCAACCUGCUUGAGCCUGAACCGGCUUGCGACCACGAGGGCGACGAGGAAGUGCAGGCGUAA